Galleria mellonella (greater wax moth) is the source of this 3000-nucleotide messenger RNA. Its product is annotated as ATP-dependent DNA helicase DDX11. Lineage: Eukaryota; Metazoa; Arthropoda; Insecta; Lepidoptera; Pyralidae. Gene Ontology annotation, molecular function: ATP binding; hydrolase activity, acting on acid anhydrides, in phosphorus-containing anhydrides; DNA binding. The transcript has 14 exons. Gene Ontology annotation, cellular component: nucleus. Gene Ontology annotation, biological process: nucleobase-containing compound metabolic process; establishment of sister chromatid cohesion. Bases 257 to 2968 code for a protein of 903 amino acids. The record is from RefSeq and is a predicted model, not a curated record.
AAAAAAAAUUACAAAAUUUAAACUUCAAAGUAAUAGGUAUCAGUAGGUAGGUAAUAUGUUUAUUACCAUUCCAAAAUUUUAAAUAACCAAUAUAUUAUUAUUUCUCUACUUACAAAUAAAAUAAUAUUGAAUUUUUAUUAAUUUUUGUGAAUGAUAUAUUGCGGUUGAAUUAAGAGACGAAAUACAAACUUAGAAAAUUCUGUUGUGAUAUUGUUUUGAACUUUUGGUUUACACAUGGAAUAUUUUUACUAAGUUUAUGGCAAAUCAAAAGAUGAUGGACCCUAAGUUUUCUUUUCCUUUCAAGCCAUAUGCUAUCCAAGAAAAUUUUAUGAAACAAUUAUAUUACACAAUAGAAAACAACAAACUUGGUAUUUUUGAAAGCCCUACCGGAACUGGUAAAUCAUUAAGUAUUUGCUGUGGAGCUAUUCAAUGGCUUAAAGAUAAUGAACAAAGAAAUCUGGAAAAUUUGGAGAAGAAUAUAGAAAGUCUCAAAUUAGAGCUGAAUAAUAAUUCAAGUGCUAAUGACUGGCUAGAAGAAGAAUAUGAAAAAAUCAAGAAGAGCCAGGAAUUAGUUGCCAUGCAGGCAAAAGUACAUAAAAUAAAGGAAAGAAUUGAACAAUUUAAUGAUAUGAAGGUUCGUGUCUCUAAACUCAAUUCAAGUGUUAUCAAUAAGAAUAUGGAUAAUUAUUAUAAUAGAACAGAUAAAUAUAAGAAAGGCUUGGAUAAAGAAAAUAUUCUAGAAGAGAAGAAGACUGAAGAUGAUGAUCUUAUUUUAGAAGAAUGUGAAGUUCAAGAAGAUGAUACAGAGCAAGAAUCGGAGGAUGAAGCUGUGGAAAACAAGGAGGAUGUAACAAAAAUCUUUAUAGGCAGUAGGACACACAGUCAAUUAUCACAGUUUGUUGGAGAAAUCAAAAGGACUGUGUUCAAGGAUAAUAUGAGAGUAGUGACCCUUGCUUCUCGGCAGCAUUAUUGUAUUAAUUCAGAUGUGGCAAAACUAAAAAAUGUAAAUCUUAUUAAUGAAAGAUGCCUUGAUUUACAAAAAUCGAAAUCAAAAUCUACAGCAGUAGACUCAGAUGGUAGGGCGACAAAGAAAAGUAAAACGAAAACAUGCUCGGCAUGCCCAUAUUAUAACCAAAAUAAUAUUAGUAAGUUAAAAGAGAAAAUACUAGUUGAUAUUAUGGAUAUGGAAGAUUUAGUCAAAAGUGGUAAAGAGUUGAAAGCUUGCCCAUAUUAUGCGUCUAGAGCUGCCAUGGAUGACGCAGAGGUGGUCCUAAUGAGCCAUGCAGGCGUGGCUAGUUCUGGAGCAAGAGCAGGAAUAUCUUUGAAUUUAAACAAUAAUAUCCUGAUAUUAGAUGAAGCGCAUGGUCUUCCAACUGCAUUAGAGAAUGCAAAUUCUGCACCACUUUCUGAAAGAGAUUUGUCUUCUGUAAAGACUUGCUUACAGUUCUACAUUAAUAAAUAUAGUUCAAGAUUGAGUUCAAAAAAUUUGUUGCUGUUGAAUCAGAUGAGUUUUGUUGUUGGAAAGUUGUUAGGUUUAUUGAAAUCCAACAAUACAAAUAAAGAUAUACAAGAAGAAAAAUCAAUCUAUACUGUAGAAGAUUUUGUUGUAAAAGCUGAAAUUGACCACAUGAAUUUUAGACCUAUAGUGGAAUUCUGUAGGAAAAGUAGAUUAGCGCCUAAACUACACAGCUUUUCAAUGAGGUACAGUCAAGAAGCUUUGGAAGAAGAAAUCGAAAAAAGCAAUAGUAAUAAAAAGAGUUCUUUUAAAACAUUUUUAGAAAAUAUGAAAAAAGAUAGAGAUUUGAAAAGUUGUAAACAAACGGUUGAAGAUAGCGGAAUAAAUAGAGACAAUAAAAAAGAAAAGAAAGAUAUUAAAUUAGAUAAUGAAAACCCACAGAGAAUUAAUACAAUGGAAACAUCAGCAGGCACAGGAUUGUAUAAGAUAAUGGAAUUCCUAGAGCUAUUAUGUGAUCGCAGUGACAAUGGCAGAGUUCUCGCUCAAACUGGCCCCCUCCACAGCGGCCAGUUAAAGUAUCUCCUGUUGAAUCCAACUGAACACUUUGCGGAUGUCAUCAAGCAAUGUCGAUCUGUUAUAUUGGCUGGAGGUACUAUGGAGCCCAUUGGCGAAUUUUUACAACUACUCACCGGCAGCUGCAAUCACAAUGACAGGGUGAAUGUCGUAAAGUGCGAACAUGUCGUGCCCAAAGACAAUGUUCUGGGUAUCUGCGUGUCAAAGGGACCAUCUAAUGUUAAUCUCAAUUUUGGUUAUGAAAACAGGAUGUCGAAAAAUCUUUUGGCAGAAGUGGGGCAUAUUCUAAGAAAUAUCUGUAAUCUAGUACCAGGAGGUGUUGUCUGUUUUUUACCUUCGUAUACAUAUGAGGAAACCGUAUAUGAAAACUUGAAGGCCACCGGUGUUUUAGAAAGUAUUAGCAAAAAGAAAAGUGUAUUUCGUGAACCUAAGUCGGCCGCGGAUGUAGAUCAGGUAUUGAACAAAUAUGCAAAGGCAGUGGAAAAUAAACAAGGGUGCAGUACUGGUGCAUUGAUGUUAAGUGUUGUUGGUGGUAAACUAAGUGAAGGUUUGAAUUUUAGUGAUGAUUUAGGCAGAUGUGUCAUAGUAGUGGGAAUGCCGUAUCCAAAUAUAAAGUCACCAGAGUUGAAAGAGAAGAUGAAAUAUUUAGACCGAAUGGUUAGCCCUAAUGCAGGCCAUAUCUACUAUGAGAACUUGUGCAUGAAGGCAGUCAAUCAAUGUAUAGGUCGAGCAGUCAGGCACAUCAACGAUUACGCGUGCGUUUUAUUAUUAGACGAAAGAUAUUCAAGACCUCAAACUGUUUCGGCGCUGCCGUCAUUUGUACAGAGAUCACUAAUCACCGAUAGUGCCUUUGGGAGUACAAUAAGUAAUGUAGCUAAAUUCUUUGCGAGGCAAAAACAAAAGUCUUUCAAUGAAAGUGAUAAUAAAUGUAAUAAAUAAUAUUUAUUUAGAAAAUAUAUCUAAUAUCACCA